Cydia fagiglandana is the source of this 1857-nucleotide messenger RNA. It is a transcript of the gene Ppib, whose product is annotated as peptidyl-prolyl cis-trans isomerase 6. The coding region runs from base 170 to 787 and encodes 205 amino acids. The transcript is spliced from 4 exons. The record is from RefSeq and is a predicted model, not a curated record. Gene Ontology annotation, molecular function: peptidyl-prolyl cis-trans isomerase activity. NCBI's taxonomy places the organism in Eukaryota, Metazoa, Arthropoda, Insecta, Lepidoptera, Tortricidae. Gene Ontology annotation, biological process: protein folding; protein peptidyl-prolyl isomerization.
CGUUUCGUUGGUAACGUGGCGCUUCGGUAUCGGCUGCGGCAAGAACAGCCCACUCGUCAUUUGGCCGGCAGUUGAGGAAUAUCCCUCGCGUCCAAGCCAAUUAAAAAUAACGCUGUGAUUUAUUUAAUUAGCUAACAUUUUUAGAAGAAAAUUCAAACUUCUUCUCAUCAUGGGGACCUUUGCGACUGUCCUAGGCCUGUUUUUGUUUAUCGUCGUGGCCCGGUCCGACGAUGCUCCCAAAGGUCCCAAAGUGACACACAAGGUCACCUUUACCAUGAAGAUAGGCGAUGAACCAGUUGGAGACAUCGUGAUUGGUCUGUUCGGAAAAACUGUUCCGAAGACAGUGGAGAACUUCUACCAGCUGGCGCAGAAGCCUAAGGGUGAAGGCUACAAGGGCAGCAAGUUCCACCGUGUGAUCAGCAACUUCAUGAUCCAGGGUGGAGACUUCACUAAAGGAGACGGCACUGGCGGCCGCAGCAUCUACGGCGAGCGCUUCGAAGAUGAGAACUUCAAGCUGCGCCACUACGGCGCCGGCUGGCUGUCCAUGGCCAACGCGGGCAAGGACACCAACGGGUCGCAGUUCUUCAUCACCACCGCCAAGACCACCUGGCUCGACGGGCGACACGUGGUCUUCGGGAAGGUCUUGGAGGGCAUGGAUAUCGUGCGUAAGAUCGAGCAGACACCGACCGGAGCGAGCGACCGCCCCGUCAAGGACGUGGUGAUUGUCGAAAGCCGCGCAGAAGUCGUCGCAGAGCCCUUCGCCGUCUCCAAAGAAAGUGCUAAAUAACACUAGCUCUCAAUGCAUUUACUUUGUAAGAUUAAUUUAAAACUAGGGCCAUAUUUACAUUUAUGAACUAAUUCGCCGUUUCUGCCCGAAAGUUAGCAUGAUUGGCGAAACAAAUGCUCAACUUUAUAAUUAGAGGGCGGAGUACCGGUGGCAAAUUUCACACUAAAUGUAUGGAGUCGCCUAAGUAUUCUUAUGAUUAAAUAAAUAACGAAUAAAUGAUUAAUUUUGCAUAAUAAUUUUCAGGAACUUAUAGAAAUUAUCUUACGAGCAUACAAAUAUAAUGUAAUAAUAUAUGUUGUUAAUAUCUAUAAUACAUAAUAAUAUGUUUUCUUAUCAGAACAUUAUCAUUAGGUACUAAAUACUAGACUAAGAAGUUAUACCUGCCAAACGAUAUAUUAUUUUCAAGACCAUUCAAUCACAAUUGAGGACUGGAAUUAUGUGUUUGAGGUCCUCCUCACAAUCUACACUUAAGUGCGUAUCCAUGUUAUAUAAUGACUGGACUAUGGCCACAUGUUCCUGGUUUUUCGGAGUGAAUCGGUUUCUUAAUUUAUUGAAGAUCCAUUUAUGAGUGGAAAACGAUCGCUCUACAUCUACCGAUGUCAUGGUUGCAUGUUUAAGGACUUGUUUAUAAUUUUCCAUUGUAAUCAUAUUCCUUAAUUCGUCAGCAUCUGGGUUUCUAUCUAGAACCAAUUCGAGUUUAUUUCGCACGGUUUCACUUCCUUGGAGGCUUAAAAUAGUCCUAACUAUAUCUAUUACCAGAAAACUUUCUUCUAUCGGAAUUUUAGUGCAUAGUGUUAAGUACUUACUUCCAAUUUACGAGUAGGUGCCAUUAUACCAUACUAAGUACAUUAGGUAAAUGAAUAAUUUUAUUAUUCAAGCCUAAAAUAAUAAUUAUAAAAACGACUCCAUACCUUUUGUGUGAAAUUUGCCACCGGUACUCCGCCCUCUAUUUAUAAUAUGUGUCACAAUUUUUUUUUUCUUUGUGAUUAUGAAUUAUGACCCAUUAAGUUCACUUUUGUGACACACACAAAUGAGAUUGAUAAACAAAUGAAUAAAAUUUCUCUUUAUAA